AUGGCGACCAAAUCGCGUACCGGGUUUUUGGGUGACACAGCGGUUGCCUUCCUGAAGGCUAUCAAAGUGAAAAAGGGCAACUUGCUCGGUUUCUCUAUGGGAGGCGGUGUUGCGCAGCACAUUGCCAUCAACUACCCUGACCUUGUGGAGAAGGCUGUCAUCGCUGGAUCGAUUGUUGGAAAUGGGCCUGGUAUUGAACUGGCCACGGAUGCGACUUUUGCUAUUGCUCGCCAGCCUGUAGUUCCCCAAGAUCAAGGCCUGGGCUUGUUCUUCUACCCUUCCAACACUAGCACGGCUGCAGCUAUCGACUACGCUAAUCGCAUCACCGAGCGGAACGUGCCAGGCGAGAACAAGACGAACCAAGUGCAAGAGCCUGGCACCUCUAGACACCUCAAAGCUAUCCUCGACUUCACCCGGAACUCCACAUACCUGGAGCAAGCGAAAAAUAUCAAGGCGCCGCUUUUUAUUACCUCCGGAACACGCGAUGUCUUAGCACCUUCCUCUGGCGACUUUGUCCUCCAGCAAAAGGUUCCUGGCUCCUAUUUGCAAGUCUUCCCAGACUCCGGACAUGGUCACCUCUUCCAGUUUCCAAAGGCUUUCUCCGAACUAGUGCAGGAGUUUCUAGGCGCCUGA
Alternaria postmessia is the source of this 633-nucleotide messenger RNA. RefSeq lists its product as uncharacterized. Bases 1 to 633 code for a protein of 210 amino acids. NCBI's taxonomy places the organism in Eukaryota, Fungi, Ascomycota, Dothideomycetes, Pleosporales, Pleosporaceae. The transcript has 2 exons. The record is from RefSeq and is a predicted model, not a curated record.